Camelina sativa (false flax) is the source of this 1378-nucleotide messenger RNA. Its product is annotated as nitrilase 2. Gene Ontology annotation, molecular function: nitrilase activity; nitrile hydratase activity. Gene Ontology annotation, biological process: detoxification of nitrogen compound. The record is from RefSeq and is a predicted model, not a curated record. NCBI's taxonomy places the organism in Eukaryota, Viridiplantae, Streptophyta, Magnoliopsida, Brassicales, Brassicaceae.
CAAGUCUCGCAGCGUCACCACACCAACGUAAAACAAAAGCUUGAGUUGAUAUGUCUAGUACGGAAGAAAUCAUGUCAACUCUGAAAAACGCAACUAAGUUUAACGGUGUUGCCUCACCCUCCAGUGUACGAGCUACCAUUGUCCAAGCCUCCACCGUCUACAACGAUACACCCGCCACUCUAGAAAAGGCCAAGAAGUAUAUCGUAGAGGCAGCGAGCAAAGGAUCGGAGCUGGUGGUGUUCCCGGAGGCGUUUAUUGGCGGAUAUCCUCGCGGUUUUAGGUUCGGUAUGGCUGUGGGCGUUUUCAACGAAGAAGGCCGUGAUGAGUUCCGCAAGUACCAUGCUUCUGCCAUUCAAGUUCCUGGCCCUGAAGUAGAAACAUUAGCAGACUUGGCAGGGAAGAACAAUGUGUACUUGGUAAUGGGAGCGAUAGAGAAGGAUGGGUAUACACUCUAUUGCACAGCUCUUUUCUUCAGUCCACAAGGUCAGUUCUUGGGUAAGCACCGUAAACUCAUGCCCACAACUUUGGAACGUUGCAUAUGGGGUCAAGGGGACGGAUCAACCAUCCCCGUUUACGACACUCCCAUUGGCAAGCUAGGUGCUGCUAUUUGCUGGGAGAAUAGGAUGCCCCUCUACAGAACUGCAUUGUAUGCCAAAGGCAUUGAGAUUUAUUGUGCACCUACUGCUGAUGGUUAUAAGGAAUGGCAAUCGUCCAUGCUUCACAUUGCGAUGGAAGGUGGAUGUUUCGUGUUGUCAGCAUGCCAAUUCUGUCAGCGUAAAGAUUUCCCUGAGCAUCCUGAUUACUUGUUUACCGACUUGGACAACAACAAAGAACACGAUGCUAUCGUCUCCCAAGGCGGAAGUGUCAUUAUUUCACCUUUGGGACAGGUUCUCGCCGGACCAAACUUUGAAUCAGAGGGUCUCAUCACAGCUGAUCUUGAUCUUGGUGAGAUAGCUAGAGCCAAGUUAUACUUUGACGUGGUCGGACAUUACUCCAAGCCAGAUGUUCUCAGCUUGACCGUUAAUGAGCACCCGAAGAAACCAGUUAUAUUUGUGUCAAAGGUGGAGUAACCAGUUAAUAUUUGUGUCAAAGGUGGAGAAAGCAGAGGAUACUCAAACAAAUAAUAAAACAUUAUGUGAUUCCUCAGUUAAUGUUAGUCAUAUGAAGGAGUCAAGUUCAAAUUUUAUGCUAAAUUCUGUUUAUCUUUUUUUUUUUUCAAUAAUGGAAAGGACCAAUUGGAUAGGGUAAGAUCUAUGUUUGAGAAACCAAUCGGUUCUCUUCUCCUGUAUUUCAAGAUUGUGCCUGCUAUUUAUUAGUGCAGAUAUGAUUUACUUCAAUCUGUACAGUCAUUAUCUUAUAAAGAUCUUGGUUUAUCUUA